Centruroides sculpturatus (bark scorpion) is the source of this 2591-nucleotide messenger RNA. It is a transcript of the gene Syngr, whose product is annotated as synaptogyrin-like. The transcript is spliced from 4 exons. Gene Ontology annotation, cellular component: synaptic vesicle membrane; neuromuscular junction. The coding region runs from base 23 to 706 and encodes 227 amino acids. Lineage: Eukaryota; Metazoa; Arthropoda; Arachnida; Scorpiones; Buthidae. The record is from RefSeq and is a predicted model, not a curated record.
GAUUCCGUGCGGUGUUUCCAAUAUGAACGGUGGGGCUUACGGAGCAGGAAAAGCUGGGGCUCCAUUCGAUCCCUUCGCUUUUAUCCAGAGACCACAAGUUAUCCUAAGAUUGUUAUGCUGGUUAUUUGCUGUAGUAGUUUUUGGAUGUAUUGCUUCAGAAGGAUGGUUAGAAGAUAAAUGUCUUUUUAAUGAUGACAUCCAUGCUUGUAACUUUGGAGUAGGUAUUGGUGUAAUUGCCUUCCUUGCAAGUAUUGCAUUCCUGGUUACAGAGGCCUUGUUUGAGAGCUUCUCAAGUGUUAAGAUUCGUCGCCGUGCUGUGAUGGUUGAUAUGGGAUUUUCUGCAUUUUGGGCUUUUCUAUGGUUUGUUGGAUUCUGCUAUCUUUGUGAUGCAUGGAGAAAAUCUUCAAUGCCAAAAGGAGGUUUUGGAGUAAAUAAUGUUCGAGCAAGUAUUGCAUUCAGUUUCUUUUCCAUCUUCACAUGGGCUGCCUGCUCUUUCUUUGCUUUUCAACGUUAUCGACAGGGUGCCGAUUCAGCCUUUGCCCCGUCAUAUGAAGCAGAGCCACAUGAAGUUCCUGGUGGCGUACCUUAUACAACUUAUCCAGAAGGACCAGAAAUGAAUGAGGCAUAUCACGAACCCCCAUUCUCUGGUGGUCAGAUAGAAAAAAUGCAGACAGGUGCUCCUAAUUUCCAACAACCCGCUUAUUAAAUGUAGGAGACACCUAAGUUAAUGUAGGUGGCUACAGAUAGCAAAUGAUAUCUUUUAUGUAACAGUUAAUAUAUGGAGUGAAGUUAUUUGUGGUAUAUGUGAUGAUUUUCAGAAGUUGAAGUUUACACUUGUGCUCGAAAUUAUAUUCUGGAAUGAAAUCAAUUUUUCGGGUAAAAGAAUAAAUGCGUUUUUCUGUUAAAGCAAACAGUAUGCCCAUUAUCAAAGAUAUUAGCUAUAAAUUUCGUAACUGAAUUGUUUAUGCAUUACAAAAGAGAUUGGAUUUCUAUGUCAUUUAAAAAAUGCAUUUUACUAAAUAUCAAAAGAGAAAAUUACGUAACAUAUAUUGUAAAUUAGGGGAUUAAGUAUUGCAAAUAGGCAAGAUUUAUUAGGUCAUUAAUAGGUAAUGCUUUUUGUGUGACGAUUAUUGCCAUGCUGGAAUAUGGACUAAAAUGUCGAUUCUCAUUGUAAAUACAUCCAUUACACGUUACAUGUCAGCAAAUAUUAAUCCUAAUAUCUUUUCACUUGUGAAUAUCUGCAAUUAAAAAUUGUUAAGGAGAAAAUAUAUUGUAUAUUAGAAUGAUCAAAUGUUUAAGAGUUUGUACGCAUUUAUUUCCCCAUUGCGGUUGAAGUCAAAGAUCGAAAAUUAUAUAUUGAGAAACGAUUAUUUUUAUUAUAGAUAUUGUUAAGUUAAAAAUUUUUUUAUAAAAGGUUAGUGAAAUGUUUACUUCAUUGUAGAAUUAAAUUUUUUUUUCCUCCUGUGUCGUGUGAUAAUUUGUUAAAAAUCUGAAAUAAAUGUUUAGAUAUAGUUUGUUUUAUCAAAUGCACAUUUAAUCAGUAUUAUAGUUUUUAUUUGGUAUUAUUUCAUAGUCACUAGAACUGUGAAUUUAUAAAAAUUUAUCUCAUAAUGACUUCUAUUUUUUGCAUUUAUUUAUUUAUUUUUAUUUAUGUUUAGAACUAGUUCUUUUGUGAAUUUGUUUAAUAGUUGAUAUUUACAUUUUAUUUAGUUAAAUUAUUAAUUAAAAUUAUUUUUUUCAAAACUUUUUUACUUUAAAAAUUCUAGUUAUUGCUUUUCAAAUUGUGAGUUUUGUUUGAUACGGGUGAAAACUAAAUGGUUCUUAUUGUCAAAUACGCAAUAUUAUAUUGUGUACUUGAGUGUUAUGUCUUAUUCAAGUGUAGAAACUAUAAUGGAUUUUUCAACGUUUUGGCCAAUUGUAUUUCACAAUUUUCUAUAUAUGUAUUUAUUAUCAGCUUUUAACAUUUAAAAAUUAUAGGAAGAUUAACUGAUCUUUAUUUUCUUUCAUUACUUUACAGUUACUUUAGAAAUAUUUUUUUUUCAUUAAUCAUCAUUGACAUUAAGAAUAUAGCAUGUGACAGUCAUCUUCCCAAGGCAUCAUGCUUGAUUCUUGUGAGUUCGAAAUAUUAUUUCUGGUUAGUUCUUAAAUUAUUCUGAGAGCAAUAAGUUUCCCUUGUUACCAGUGAACCCGUUUUACAAUUUAUCAAGGAAUGCUAUAGUUGUUCUGACUAGACUUUGCUGAGUUCAGUGUAGAAUCAGCAUGUUUCAUUGAAGUCCAAAAUUAUGUUAAAAUUAUCAGAUUGUACAAAUGAUCUAGAUAUGUUGUAACCAGUUGAAAAUGUUCUCUCUUUAUUCACAUAGUGAUGUACAAAGUAUAGUAGGUAAAUUUGUAGUUGAUGUUGAAAAUCACAUCUGACACAGUCAAUAACAAAAAGAAAAAUGAGUGGUUGCCGGAAAGUUUAAUCAUUGUAAGAUUUUGAAGCCUCAUAUAUGUAUAGAUUUGGAGGCCACAUUUCUUUAGUCAUGUAUUGUACUUAAUCUUCUGUGAUGUAUGAAUACUAGUCAGAAAUAAAUGUGAUCUAUAUAGUAAAA